AUGAAGAGCACCAAGGCUGUUAGCCAUGCCGUAUUUGUCAUGUUCAUCCUCUCUCUGAGUGCAAAAUGCUGGGGACAAGAAGACCUUGAUAUAGCUCCUAUGGAGAAAGCAGAGCAAGAAGCUCUAUACUCCACCAUUCAAGGCUUUGUUGGUGAUUCCUGGAAUGGCUCAGAUCUCUAUCCAGACCCUUGUGGUUGGACUCCAAUUCAGGGGGUCUCUUGUGAUCUGUUUAAUGGGUUUUGGUAUGUUACUGUCUUGAACAUUGGACCCGUCCAUGACAAUUCCCUCAGUUGUGCUCAAGAUUUGGAAUUUAGGCCGCAGCUAUUUGAGCUCAAGCACCUAAAAUCUCUAUCGUUCUUCAGUUGCUUUCAAUCACAAAACAGGUUUCCAACUACCAUUCCCGCUGGAAACUGGGAGAAACUGGCUGGAAGCUUAGGAUCACUGGAGUUUAGAUCAAAUCCAGGUCUCAUUGGAAACAUUCCCUCGGGUUUUGGUGUCCUCGAGAACCUCCAAUCACUAGUACUAUUAGAAAAUGGUGUAACAGGUGAAAUACCAUCAAGCAUUGGCAAUCUCAUCAAGUUGAAGAAGCUUGUUCUUGCUGGAAACUAUCUUAGCGGGAGGAUCCCAGAUGUUUUUGAUGGGUUGAAUGAGUUAUUAAUCUUUGAUUUAAGUAGUAAUUCAUUAUCUGGGUCUUUGCCUUUGACUCUUGGAAGCUUAACUUCAGCAUUGAAGCUUGAUGUGAGCCACAAUCACCUUGAAGGGAAUCUUCUAAAUGAGUUUGCUAAUCUUAAGAAUAUGACCCUUUUGGACCUUAGGAAUAACAAUUUCACUGGUGGAUUGACCUUGUCUUUGCAAGAGAUGCACUCCUUAGAGGAAUUGGUUGUGUCCAACAAUCCAAUAGGUGGAGAUAUCAGGGCCCUAAAGUGGGAAAACCUCAAGAACUUGGCAAUUUUGGAACUCUCUAACAUGGGGUUGACAGGAGAAAUUCCUCAGUCUGUAUCAGAAUUGAAGAGGCUGAGAUUUUUGGGACUUAGUGACAACAACCUCACAGGCAACCUGUCACCAAAACUGGAAACUCUUCCUUGUCUCAAUGCACUUUACCUAAGUGGAAACAAUAUCACGGGAGAGAUUAACUUCUCUAAAGAGUUUUUGAAAAAAAUGGGAAGGCGUUUUGGGGCCUGGAACAACCCUAACCUUUGCUACCAAGUUGGAGUAAUAUCAACAAACCAUGUUCCAUAUGGGGUAAAGCCAUGCCAGAAAGAGGUCAAUUUGUUAGAAUCUAAUUCAAAAACUGAGUUGAUCAAUGGGGAUAUGAAUGAGACCUUCCAUUUCAUAGCCUCUAUGGGAUUUUCUAGCUGUGCUACUAAUGGCUUCUGGUGGACUUUGAUGGAAGAAAUAUUGAUGAUGGACAGAGGGACAGGCGCAACUAUGAGGUUGAAUGACAGCUCAGAACUUCUCCGGCCAAAGCAUCAACCGCGUUUUCCAUACAAAGGCCUUGUUUUCAAUUUCUUCCCCAAAGGGCCAGGUUUUGGAUCUUUUCCCAGAACUGUAGGGCAAAAGGCAAUAAUAGAAGGCUCAAAGUCUUCCAAGUUGCCCUUGGGAAAACUCAGGCCUAAGGAAAAGAAUAAAGACUGA
This is a messenger RNA of Sphenostylis stenocarpa, 1635 nucleotides long. Lineage: Eukaryota; Viridiplantae; Streptophyta; Magnoliopsida; Fabales; Fabaceae. The record is from the annotation of a GenBank genome assembly.